Molecule: messenger RNA, 3090 nt
Organism: Cydia splendana
Lineage: Eukaryota; Metazoa; Arthropoda; Insecta; Lepidoptera; Tortricidae
Gene: mrj
Product: dnaJ homolog subfamily B member 6
Exons: 7
Coding region: 602-1462 (286 amino acids)
Molecular function (GO): Hsp70 protein binding
Source: RefSeq, a predicted model, not a curated record
GCGUUGCGUUGUUGUUCGUAUUCGCUCCGGUCGGGUCCCCCUUCCAGAAUAGGCGCAGACGAGACGAACCGCCACCGUCGUUGUUUGUGUCCCGUCAGUCGAAGUCACUUGAGUGGAAGAUAACGCGCGUUUGGAUUGUUAUGUCUUUUAAACAUUAACUAGGCGCGGCGCGGCUACAAAAACGACUCUUCCAUUACUAAUGCUUUGUCUUAUCGUUUUAAUAUUACUUGCUCCGAAACACGUCUAUUUUGUAUCGAUUUUGUGAGCGAUCAAUUUCGUACCGUCGAUAUUAUAAUAAAGCCAAGUUAUUGAAAUGUAGUGUUAUUGUUAUUUGAUCGAGCACAAGGUGUCAUUGGAAAAAAUCAGUCAUCCGUUUCAUUCUGUUGCGUGUAGGGCGCAACGCGAGUGUCAUCCCGUGUUCGUAGCUCCAAAGGACUGUUAACCUCUAUGUAACGUGUUAAGUGAUAAUAAGGGUGAAAAUUCUAGACCGUUCAGUGAGGUGGAAAACAUCGUGCAGUAUCCGUGGUUGGCACCCAUUUACUCACCGGAACAGCCAAUGUUAUUUUAAGGUGCUCCCGUGGCCCUUUAAGGGAAUCCAGCCAUGGUGGACUACUACAGGGUUUUGGGCGUUACUAAGGUUGCCACAGAGACUGAAAUAAAGAAAGCGUACAGGAAACUAGCCUUGAAAUGGCAUCCCGACAAAAACCCAGACAAUGCAGACGAGGCAAAUCGAAAAUUCAAAGAGAUUUCCGAAGCCUAUGAAGUUUUAUCAGAUGAAAACAAGCGGAAAUUGUAUGACGCCCGCGGAUCCAGUCACCACAGUCACAGAUAUACGAGCAAGAACGGAGUCAAUGGCCAUCGGCACUAUAGCUUCAAAGGGUUUUUCGGAGAUACGCCUUUUCAUCGAUUCUUUGAAAGGAAGAGGCGAGUGUAUGACCAGUACGGCAAAGAGGGGUUGAACAACUCCCGCGGGCGGCGCUCGGCCGCGGACGACGACUACGACUACGGCUAUUCGUCCUUCCCGUUCACAUUCCGAGACCCCGAGGAUGUCUUCAGAGAGUUCUUUGGUGGUUCCCCGUUCGGCGACCUGUUUGCUGAAAUAAACGGUCACGGACACCGGCACGGUCGGCGCGGGCACGGGCACGGGGGGCAGCACGCGAGCACGUCGCUGACGUCGUCGCUGUUCAGCCCGUUCGGGUUCGGCUUGGGGCUGGACGACCUGUUCGCGCGCGCCUCCAACGGCAACUCCUUCACCUCCUUCUCCACCUUCAACAGCUCGCUGGCGGGCCAGGGCGCCGGCAACAUGCGCAGCACCACCACCACCACGAGGGUCGUUAAUGGCAAGAAGAUUACUACUAAAAAGGUAACUGAGAACGGUCGGGAGACGGUGAUGUCCUACGAAAAUGGGAUUCUGAAAUCAAAGACUGUUAAUGGUGUACCUCAAUCUCUAACCUACAGUUAAACAAUUAAUUAUAGUUCAUUGUAACCAAACUUGAUCCAAAUGACAACUCUAUACUCAAGAUGAUAAGCUAAUGUUCCAUCUUAUAUUUUUGUUUUAAGUAAUUCUUUUGGACAAAUUGUAAAUUUGCUGUGGUAAAACCUAAAAUUUACUUAUACUAGUUGUGAUAUAUAAUUAUUGGGCAUAAUGCAUAACAAAUUAUAAUUUACAAAACAAUUGAAGGACUCGCUUCAACUCCUUUUUCUAAAAAAGAAACCUGUACUUGUAUUACAAGGUAAACUUUGUUAUGCAAUAGGACCCAAUUUACUUUUAUGAAUAUUGGUUAUUAAUUAUUAUACUAUGUGAUUUACUUAAUAUUCUUUCGCUCAGGGCCCUGACCUGCUAAAUCCAUUUUGUAAACGGGCAGUAUCGGGUUAUAUUUACAAUAAAUUGAGUUUACACUUAGCUUUUAAUUGUCACGAGUACUGAGGUAUCAUGUUCGCUCAUGUCACGUUUGUGUUCUGUGAAACGUCGCACGCGCGCUUUUGCUGAUCUCGACGUGGUUUUUAAACUAAAUAUACUGAUUGGGUGUCUCUGCUCUCGGAACACCAUAACUGCUGCCAAUUCUUUACUUAUUUUAAUAGUUAUGUAGUUAGUAUUUAAUCAUUUAUUUUUGCAACUUUAUAUCAUGAUGGUAAAGAAGCAUAAUUGUAACUAUGUAACUUCUUUAAUGUUUUUAAAUAAAUAAUCUAAAUGUACGCAAUCAUCUAGAAUGUGAGUCGCCUAUGACUGCCGUCGACCAUACUCGUAAACACUCGAAGCUUUAAGAGGAUUGUCUCGGGUAUCAGGCCAGCGCCGCACCCGACCGUACUAACUGUUAGGUAGCUAUAAUUCUUAGAAAAGUCCCGUAACCGUAGUAAUACAAACGAACUAUUAAUCGAUAUCGACAUUUCUGCAUUUAACGGGCAAUCAUGAUGAAGAUUGAAGGCACUUUACGAACUUACAGAAACGCGGCCUCUUUUUGAAAUUAUCAUUCCUGGUGUUUCUUUAUUUCACUUGUUACUAUUAAUAUGUUGAAGCCAAAAAAAUCGCUUUUAAGUACGUAUUGUUAAAGUUUUAACGGCACCCUUAUGCCUUCCUGACCUAAAGGCUCCAGAAGGGCUUGUAAAUUUUAUCACCCCUAUUUAAAAUCUUAACUAGUCAGACCAUUCAGAAAUUGCCUUAAUUAUUAGUUUUAUUUUAAUUAUUUUACCACCCAUUUUAAGAAAUUAGGAUUUAACAUCAAAUGAGACGAUCAGCAAAAGCCCUUCAUAGUAUGUGAACCACAAUAAAUCAUUAAAUUUUAGGAUAGCUCUGUACUUAAAAUAACUGCUUAUAAUUUCUGGAUUAGAAAUAUUAGUUAAAUACCUUACAAAGUCGUAAGGGUAGUCCGUAUAAAUAUAUCAGCGCUUUGCAUUGGAAGUCAGCCUUCUCUCUAGUAGUGCCAUUGUAAUCCUUUCGAAAUCGAGAUUCAACAACUAGGAUAAUUGUAUAUAUGUUUAAAGUCUCAUUAGUAUAACGAAGACUUUGAAAUGAUCUCGUUUUUCAUAAACUUGUCAACAACUAUUUGAGCACUGCGAGGGAUAUGGAUAAAUAAAAAUACUUUAAUACUA